AUGAACUUUUAUGAUCCAUGGACCAAACAGGUAAAUCAAUUCUAUGGAUCAUCAUCUAAUGGAAACCACAACAACAACAACAAUAACAAUAACAACAACCUUGUACAAGCAUCAAUCAUACGUAAACAUCGUAUUGUUUAUGUUGAUUCACCAUCAUCAUCAAUUGAUAAUAGUAAAUCGGUUACAAUACAGGUACCAGCACAAGCAAUACCAUUAACAUUAAUAUUACGAUCAAGUUCAAGUAAUUUAAAUGUUAUACCACAACAUGAUGGAUCGAAUGGUGGCAUAUAUGAAGAAACGGUUUCCACUGAUGAACCAAUUCGUUUAAUACACACAAUACGGAAACCAAUAUAUCAGGAAAUAUAUGAAUAUAUUAAACCAUAUCGAUAUGUUAAACAACAAAUUCUACCUGUUCAAGAAACAAUUAGUACAAUUAUUUCUAGACAACCAUUGAAUAAUAAUAAUAAUGAUGAUGAUCAACAACAACAACAACAA
Dermatophagoides farinae (American house dust mite) is the source of this 495-nucleotide messenger RNA. NCBI's taxonomy places the organism in Eukaryota, Metazoa, Arthropoda, Arachnida, Sarcoptiformes, Pyroglyphidae. The record is from RefSeq and is a predicted model, not a curated record.